AUGGAUUCGAGUGCAACGGGGAUGACCCUCCGUCGGCAUAGGGUUGCCGCAAUGAGCGAGGUGUCACCAACUAGUUUUAUCAAUGAUGAAUGGCGCACAGCCCCGUCGCCCCAGUGGCAGAACGCGACAAGCGGCGUGCACGGGAAAAGCUACGCAAUGAGCGAGCUUUGGCGCGGGAAAAGGAAGGGCAACACUCCCCGCCUAGUGGCGCUGCCUCCCGCUCAUUCGCACUCGGCCGCCCGCGGUGAACGCACGUCUACUCAGCUCCCGGUCCGCGGGCUACGAUCGCGCAAGAAACUUUUUCGCCGCCGCGGCGAACUGUCCGUUGCGAGUUCG
This is a messenger RNA of Iphiclides podalirius (scarce swallowtail), 336 nucleotides long. Lineage: Eukaryota; Metazoa; Arthropoda; Insecta; Lepidoptera; Papilionidae. The record is from the annotation of a GenBank genome assembly.